Molecule: messenger RNA, 672 nt
Organism: Zasmidium cellare ATCC 36951
Lineage: Eukaryota; Fungi; Ascomycota; Dothideomycetes; Mycosphaerellales; Mycosphaerellaceae
Exons: 2
Coding region: 1-672 (223 amino acids)
Source: RefSeq, a predicted model, not a curated record
AUGGCACCAAAGAACAAAAAGCGCAAAGUCACGAAGUUGAGUGGAGGAGGCGAGGGAGCUGUUGCACCAAGCCAAAAGAAGCGCAAGGUCUCAAAUUCGAGUGGAGAAGAAGAGGGAGUUGUCGCACCAAAGAAGAAGACCUUCUUCGAUCUUCCGCCUGAGCUUCGCAACGACAUCUACGAGCUGGUUCUGAUUGAUGGCGAAGUGGUCGUCCACGAGAGUCUCAAGCAGCCGGGUCUACUCCAGACAUGCCGCCAAAUUAGGUCCGAGACGAUCAAAGUCUGGUAUUACCGGCCGAGCUUCAAGUCUGUUGUGGUCGACUGCGACGCUCGACUGCUGGGAAAGUGGACACGACACACCGCCAAGUACGACAAUGAAGAAGACAGUCCAGUCGAUUGGGUCAUCGUAUUGACUGGACAACCAAACUGGGAGAACCUGACAGAGUGGUGUCGCGAGGUCCACAGUCGCAGAUGUGUGUCGGUAUAUCCUAAAACAAGGGACAGAGAAUAUUUGCACGCAAUCUAUGCUGCACUGGAGAUUGCCAACAAUUUCAGAAAUGCGCCAUGGACCCAAGUCGAGCAAACGCUGAAUACACUCAGGCAUACGCUCGGGUGUAUCGAUGAAGGAUGGCUCGAUGGUUUCGAGGAGAGUGACGAGAAAGAGGAAGUGUGA